AUGUCUAAGACUCUGAAAGAUCAGUUUGAUAAAGAUUGGUUGACUCCAUGGGAAGGAAAAACAAAUAGUAUCAGAAUUUGUGAUAUCAAUACAGCUAACGAAAUAUUAGGAUAUCUAGAUAAUGCUAAAAAUAUGAAUUAUAAAAAGAUGUAUUACGCAAAAAGACGUUGUAUCGGAAUUAUCUACCAUGGAUUUGUUGAUUGGCCGUUUGGACAUACUGACGAAUGUUGUCAGGAUGCUAAUGAUUCGUUUUAUACAAAUGAUCUAUCUUUUGAUAUUUUUAAUUUGCUUUUAAACAAAGCAAAUAUUCUAUAUGGUGAUAAAUUAAAUCUACAAGGGAAUGAUAUGGAAUUAUUUCAUUAUAAAUCUGGUGGACCGUAUCACAUCACUGGUGCUCCUCUUGUAAUGGAAAGGAAUAUCAAAUUUAUCGAAAGUUUGAUAAUUGAUUUUAAAUUUAUCCCAUUUCCUCCAAGAAUUAGAAAUGAAGAAGGAAAUGUACCCUAUCCUUCUUUUGAUGGGUUCGAAAAUAAUAAACAGUUAAAUGUUAUUGCUAGAAGUAUAUUACUUGAUCUGAAACUCGUUAAUUUCUGGAAAAAGAUUGGUUAUCAUAAUAUAUGUGAUCAUGUAAAUAGCUUG
Scutellospora calospora is the source of this 636-nucleotide messenger RNA. NCBI's taxonomy places the organism in Eukaryota, Fungi, Glomeromycota, Glomeromycetes, Diversisporales, Gigasporaceae. The record is from the annotation of a GenBank genome assembly.